AUGGAUAGUGAUGUGUUGAUAUCCUCAGUCUUCAGUAAGCAACCUGUGUGGGACAAAAGGGAUAAAAGGCAUUGUAAUAGAAACGGUACUGACAAAUGUUGGAAAGAAAUAAGCGAGGCAAUGAACGAAGACGAGUCUCCUACCUCAUAUUCGCAAGAAUCCUCAAGACGACUGCUGUCAUUUCGUAAUGACAUUCAAAAAACAGUAGAUGAUUAUGCAUAUCAGUCACGUUUUUCUUCACACUCAUCUCUCUAUAGGUACUCGCCGUAUACGCCAUCACCACCACCAUUUACACAUCAAUCACCAGAUACACACACCACUCGAUUGAUAUCAGCAACACUCCAGUCACCACCAUUUACACAUCAAUCACCAGAUACACACACCACUCAAUUGAUAUCAGCAACACUCCAGUCACCACCAAUCACAAAUCAAUCAUCAGAUACACACACCACUCAAUUGAUAUCUGCAACACUCCAGUCACCACCAAUCACACAUCAAUCUCCAGAUACACACACCACUCAAUUGAUAUCAGCAACACUCCAGUCACCACCAAUCACACAUCAAUCACCAGAUACACACACCACUCAAUUGAUAUCAGCAACACUCCAGUCACCACCAAUCACACAUCAAUCACCAGAUACACACACCACUCAAUUGAUACCAGCAACACUCCAGUCACCACCAAUCACAAAUCAAUCAUCAGAUCUAAACAAUUAUUUUCAUUCAUUCACUGAGAGCAUAUCAGAAUACCUUAGUGAGGAUCAUAAUUAA
Molecule: messenger RNA, 771 nt
Organism: Parnassius apollo (apollo)
Lineage: Eukaryota; Metazoa; Arthropoda; Insecta; Lepidoptera; Papilionidae
Source: the annotation of a GenBank genome assembly